Molecule: messenger RNA, 282 nt
Organism: Miscanthus lutarioriparius
Lineage: Eukaryota; Viridiplantae; Streptophyta; Magnoliopsida; Poales; Poaceae
Source: the annotation of a GenBank genome assembly
AUGAGCUACUACGGCCAGCAGCCCCCCGUCGGCGUCCCGCCGCAGCAAGGCUACCCGGGGAAGGACGGCUACCCGCCAGCGGGGUACCCACCGGCCGGCUACCCCCCGCCGGCGCAGGGCUACCCGCCGCAGGGCUACCCGCAGCAGGGCUACCCGCAGCAGGGCUACCCGCCGCAGUACGCGCAGCCGCCUCCACAGCAGCAGCAGAGCAGCGGGCCUUCCUUCAUGGAGGGAUGCUUGGCUGCCCUCUGCUGCUGCUGCCUCCUGGACGCCUGCUUCUGA